AUGUCACAAUCAUUACGUCCUUAUUUAACGGCCGUUCGUUACUCGCUAGAGGCAGCACUCACAUUGAGCAAUUUCUCAUCUCAAGAAGUUGAAAGACAUAAUAGACCAGAAGUGGAGGUAUCAAAUUCAAGUGCAGAGUUGUUAUUGCAGCCAAUGCAUAUAUCACGUAACGAAAAUGAACAGGUACUCAUUGAAACAAGUGUGAAUUCUAUUCGUGUUAAUAUCAUGGUCAAACAAUCGGAUGAAAUUGAACAGAUUUUGGUUCACAAAUUUACUAGAUUUUUAGAACAAAGAGCUGAAGCUUUCUACAUAUUGAGAAGAACACCAAUUAAGGGCUACAGCAUAUCAUUUCUUAUCACUAAUAAACACACUGAAUCCAUGAAAACUGAUAAAUUGGUCGAUUUUAUAAUUGAAUUUAUGGAAGAAGUCGAUAAAGAAAUUAGUGAAAUGAAAUUAUUUUUAAAUGCAAGAGCUAGAUUUGUUGCUGAAGCUUAUCUGGGUGAAUUUGUUUAUUAA
Messenger RNA from Kazachstania africana CBS 2517, 516 nucleotides. RefSeq names its product Arc19p (gene ARC19). The record is from RefSeq and is a predicted model, not a curated record. NCBI's taxonomy places the organism in Eukaryota, Fungi, Ascomycota, Saccharomycetes, Saccharomycetales, Saccharomycetaceae. Bases 1 to 516 code for a protein of 171 amino acids. Gene Ontology annotation, molecular function: actin filament binding. Gene Ontology annotation, biological process: actin filament polymerization; Arp2/3 complex-mediated actin nucleation. Gene Ontology annotation, cellular component: actin cytoskeleton; Arp2/3 protein complex. The transcript has a single exon.